This is a messenger RNA of Ramularia collo-cygni, 1611 nucleotides long. RefSeq lists its product as uncharacterized. The coding region runs from base 1 to 1611 and encodes 536 amino acids. The transcript is spliced from 2 exons. Lineage: Eukaryota; Fungi; Ascomycota; Dothideomycetes; Mycosphaerellales; Mycosphaerellaceae. The record is from RefSeq and is a predicted model, not a curated record.
AUGUCAGAUAUCCUAGCCGGAUCACCGGCGAAGCUGGAGCGAGUUGAACGACACCUGAUCCGCCAGAGGGGAGCUGGCGUUCGAAAUCUGGCCACGAGCUUUGGCUUUUCCCUUGCGCUUUCAGUGGCUCCGGUGACAGCGAUUGAUCUCGACGCGCCGCCUGCGAAGCGUAGGAAGUCUACCGCUGAAGAGAAAGCUCCCGAUGGUCCAUCGGGUCAACCAGAAGGGAAUGUCGUUGUAGUCAAGCCGAAGAAAUUUCGCCGCAUGGAGAAUGUGGUGGAGGAUGAGGCAGGAGAUUUGAGCGAACACAAGCAGGAGAGCUUCUCCACUACUGUGAAGAAAAGAGGUCGUCCUAAGAAGACACAUGUACAUGUUGAAGUGGACGAGGUGCCGGUCAUCACAGCUGUGCCAGCGAAAAGACCCAGGAAAAACGCGGCUACUAAUGCGCUAGCCAAGGUGGCAGAAGGAUUCGCUGAGGAGGCACAACCGAUCGACAAGAAACGAAGAGAUCCACAGCCAGAGAAGGCCGCCAGGAAAAGUCGUAAGAAGACAGCGUCUGCGGAGGAUGUGAAUGAUGCUCCAGCAGAUUCGACUAUCGAGUGCGGACGUCACGUUUCGGACGAGGCCGUCACACCACUCGGUCGGCAAGAAGUCCAGCAUGUCGAGAUCAUGAAAGCGAAGCCAGCGGCCCGUUCCACGAAGGGCAAGCGCAAGCCCGUGGCAGUCCCCAUUAAACGGGUACCUCUGGGCGAGACACACGCAAAUAUUCCAUCGAAGUCGCCUGAAAAGCAAACAAAAGUGGCAAACGAGGACGCGGCUGAAAGCCGUUCGCCUUCAGGCCCAAAAAGGAUAGUCAAAGCCAAGUCGAAACCCACAACGACGGAAAGCAGCUCUCAAAAGCUUCUGGCCGUUGAGGGCGAUGGCGUAGCUAUAGCACCGAUCGCUACCAACAGUGAACUCGAGAGUCGCCGCCAGAAUGGAGGAUCCUCGAAUGAUUGGGGCCAAUGUGACCAUGCGGGCACCUCUGACCAGAGUCUUGCCAAGGCAAAGGCAAAGCCACGACCCCAAGCAGCGGCGUCAAGAUCGCGGAAGGCCGUUGACGCAGAAGUCCAUCUCCUCUUCCACAAUCGCGAAUCCGACGCGGAGAACAACGAAGAAAGCCGACCGCCUCCUCUUGCUGUGGAGAACGGGAAUGCCAUGGCUUCGACUGCCGCCGCUAAACAUGGGAUGCAACUUGUUCCAAGGCGCGGCAGCGCCAAUGCCCAGCUCAAGGGACGUCAAAAGCUUGGGCUGAAGGCAUCGCCUCAAGAAGCAAAUGGCGGUACUGAACUGGCGGAAAGGCGUUCGGUUGCCCCUGAACAGAAAGUGCCGCCACCGUCAAAGCGUGCGGCCACCAUCAGACCCGUUGCGAAGACAACCGAAAUGGGGACAGCACCACAAGAGGAGGAAGACCUAGAUUGGCUUUUCGAGACCACUGUGAAACGAAAGAGGCCUACUCGCCAGACCAAACAGAAACCACCCGCGAAGACUGCACGGCGUGCACAAUCGCCAGAAGUGGAUCUCGAUGAGAUGCUAUCUAAUAUCGCAUCCUGGGCACCGAAACGCAGGUGA